Salvelinus sp. IW2-2015 is the source of this 2798-nucleotide messenger RNA. The record is from RefSeq and is a predicted model, not a curated record. NCBI's taxonomy places the organism in Eukaryota, Metazoa, Chordata, Actinopteri, Salmoniformes, Salmonidae.
GGAAAAGGAUGUUCUGUUUUUUGUUGAUAUAAAGUUUUGAGGAUUUACAAGAGUUACAUUCUCUACUAUAGUUUGUAAAGGCCAUCUUACAUUCUCUACUCUAGUUUGUUUAAUGCCAUCGGGUGAAUGCUGUUACAGACAGUGUGGCAUGUGCAUGGUGUUUGGUCGCAUUUCAGGUGGGAAAGGGCUGUCUGGAGUGCAUUUGAGAUUGCGUCAUGUGUGGAUCGGUUGGGGCGGUAUGCGAAUUGGAAUGGGUCUAGGGUUUUCGGGAUGAUGGUGUUGAUGUAAGCCAUGACCAGCCUUUCAACAUGAAUAGUGAGGCAAUUUCGAGGUAGCACAGUGCAGUAGUGACCUGAACAGAUCAUACUUGAGGUUCAGAAGUUCUUAUUUCACGGUGAAGUGAUGAAAAACAUGAUCAGAGACAUCGUCAUUGUGCAGCAUCCUGUUUCUGUGUAUGUACCACUGAACUAUAAGGUGACUCUGAGUGUGAGAGCAGAGGGAACCGGUAUCCUGAACUACCAGUGGUUCAAGUCUAGUAAAGAGGAGGUAUUUGGUGGGACCAGAGCAGAUCUGAUUGUCACAGCCCAGAGGUCUCAGCUCUACAUUUGUCGCGUGAAUGACCAGUUCUGCAACUGUGUGUUCAGUGAAUGGGUCAAAGUAAAGGUCCUGGACAUUGCUARACCAGGUCUCCCAGUAGCAUGGCGAGGGGAGCCCCAUAUCGCUGUACACCCUGCACCCCAGACUGUCAGACAAGGGGAGAGACUCACCCUCAGCUGCACUGCCUUUGGCAUUCCCACCCCUCACUACCAGUGGUACAGAAAUGGACAUCCUCUGUUGGGCAAGACCACGGACACACUGCAGAUAGAGAAUGCAGAGUCAGACCAUAGAGGAACAUAUCUCUGCUAUGUAUCCAAUGUUCUAGAGGAGAGAUGGACAGAGGCAGCUGAUGUUGAAAUAGUGCCAUCUAAUCAACUCACAGCUACUGACAAAGUGGCCCUGCUUAUUGGUAACCUCAACUACUCCCACCAUCCGGACCUGAUGGCUCCCACUAUGGAUGUCCAUGAGCUGGCCAACCUGCUGCAGCAGCUGGGCUUCAGAGUGGUGUCUCUACUGGAUCUCACCAGGGAGGAGAUGCUGGCGGCCAUUGACAAGUUCCUUCUCCUGCUUGACAGGGGCGUGUAUGCCCUGUUCUACUAUGCUGGUCAUGGGUACGAACGUUUAGGGAGAAACUAUCUGGUGGCCGUAGACGCACCACAACCAUACCGUCCAGAGAACUGUGUCUGUGUACAGAGGGUCAUGCGCAAGAUGCAGGAGAGACGGACUGUAUUGAAUGUGGUCUUACUAGACACCUGCAGAACAUGGUACAACCAAGAUUGCAUAGCUUCUGAAAUCAGGCCCUUGGUACCAAUGGGAAACACAGUGUAUGGAUAUGCCACAUGUGAAAAUGCAGAGGCUUAUGAGGUACAGGACGGAGGGAAGAGCACCGGAAUCUUCACUAAAUAUCUGAACAAGCACAUCCUGCAGCCAGAGAAAGUCACCCACAUCCUAGAGCUGGUGUCUGAGGAUCUGGGCAGAGACCCUUUCGUCACAGGCAAGCAGGCGGUGGAAAUCAAACACACGCUAAAGGAGCCUCGCUCCCUCACAGAUCCGAUCAGGACCACCGGCCACACUGGAGAACUACACAUGAGAGACGCCUGCUGGAGACAGGCCAACGAGCUACCACGUCAGAAGUUGCUUAUUUUCACCUGUGGAGUUGAGGUGGAGGUCAGCUUCUCUGCCUUGUUCUCCAACGUCAUGGUUGCUUUUGGCACAGUGAAAACCACUGGACCCAGAGCCCAGGACUGCACUAUCACUCUGAGGAGCACACCUGCAAUGGAGGAUAUMUUCUCUAGUCCUGGGAGGUCAGGUGAAAUGGACUCUCUGUUGCUAAAUAACUUGGUUGCUGAAAACCCUGACUGUAGCCUCAGACUUUGUGGCCUUCAAAAGCUUCAGGGAUCCUUAGUGAUAAAGGUGGACCUACACUAUACCCACAUGGACAGGAAGCUGCGGCUGCAAGAGAGCAAACAGCUGGACAUAGGGAAGCCUCUGGUGGCAUCCUGUGAUCUGCACAGGGGACAGCAAGCAAUGGUUGGCCAGAGACCAGAUGGUGCCCCUGCCCCAGAGUAUGGGACAYAGCCGCAUCUCACACAGCAAGCAGCGCCCACGUCAGACAUUGGGCCAGCCAGGCCGUCCCUUCACUAAGAGGGCAGAGUGUGCUGCCAAAGUCCUCACUGCAAGGAGCAAUGAACCAGGGGAGAAUGAUGAGACUGAGCCUCAAGACUUUACCUCUUGAUUUCCCCUCUCCACGUCUAUGGAAAAAGGAUAGUCUAGUAGUAGUGACUAGUGUAGUCCAUCAGAUAUUUGCUGUUUAGGCUUUAAUCAAUGCACAUAAUAAAAUCAGCAUGAUACAUUUCCUUUCUCUGGUUAAAUUCUAUCUGUUUAAUUGUGGUUAUAAGGUGUGUAUGUACUGUAUACAUGGGUGCAUGUGAGUUUGAGGAGAUGACAUUCUGGAUUAUGUUCCUCUCAAUAAGCACUAUUGUUCUGUUCUCAGCAUGACACUCAAAGAAAUGCAAUAUUUAUUAUUUAAAUAAUCACAGAAUGAAAUAAAUUACACAAUAUAAUGGGACAAUAUUUUCAUGUUGCACAUCUUUUAGUUGUCUCAUUAAAUGGUUUCAAUAUCUGUAUAUACAAUUUAUAGUUGGUUAGAAGUUUUUAAGUCAUUGAAAUUUGGAGCUAUUGAAAUUGAAAAUAUUGUCCCA